UCCGCUUGUGUGUGUUUUGAGAGUGAGUCAGGGUUGAAUAUUGACCCUGGCUAAAACGCGGAUUGUCACACACACAAUACAGCGGCCUCCGCCAUGGGCCACAGGGCAACAGCGGCGUUCGUCACGUCGUAUGUGACGCUUCUCAGCAUUCUGGCACAGAGAAGCGAGCUCAACUCAUACCGGCGCUUGUACCGCACCGAGCUGAGCAAAGUGACCACCACAGUCCUGGAAUACGUCUCCGCUGAGACGUGCGCCAAAAGCUGCAGUCAGAGAGUGAAAUGCAGGGCGUUCCACUACGACAAGAUGAACAGGGUGUGCGGGCUGCUGGACUCCACAAGCCGCUCGCGCGGGGUCACGAUGCACUCUGACAUCCUCACCGAUCUCUACGAGAGAAAGGGAGUGCAUGCUGUGCGUGUUUCUCCCACGCUGCUCCCCCCGGCAGAAUACGUGAGAGGGUGCUACACAGGAAAUGGCUCCGGGUACCGUGGAGACAAGAAUUCUACGGAGAGUGGGCUGCCAUGCCAAGCCUGGGGUGACUCAGAGCCACACGACAGCAGGUACCUUCCAAGCUUCUACCCGACCUUUGACCUGGAAGGCAACUCGUGCCGGAACCCGGCCCAAGAACCCGGGGAGCCAUGGUGCUACACCAUGGACAGCAACCGGCGCCGCGAGCGCUGCGGGAUACCGCGCUGCGACGAGGUCCCGUGCGUGGAGUGCAGAGGCGAGCACUACCGCGGACUCGUCGACCACACGGACUCCCAGCGCGAGUGCCAGCGCUGGGACCUGCAGCAUCCGCACAAGCACAACUACUCCCCCGACAGGUUCCCAAAGGCUGGGCUGGAUGACAACUACUGCCGCAACCCCAACGGGCGUAUGCGACCCUGGUGCUUCACCACGGACCCCCACCAACCGUGGGAGUAUUGCAGCAUCAAGGCAUGCCCGACGCGGCCGGCGAUGGAGGGGCGGCCGUGUCUGGAGGAGCGGGGAGAGGACUACCGCGGGCGGGUCAACCACACCAAGGGCGGCAUCCCCUGCCAGCACUGGGCCACCCAGCACCCGCACCGACACACGUACUUGGAGCACAACUAUCCCUGCAGUGGACUGGACAGGAACUACUGCCGCAACCCGGACGGCAGGGAGGAGGCCCCCUGGUGCUUCACCGUGGACCCGAGCGUCCGCAGGCAGCUCUGCUCCCACAUCCCACGCUGCGCCCAGCCGACUGCAGCGUCGUUGGCAGAGUGCUACAGCGGAUCGGGCAUGGCCUACCGGGGCGGCGUCGCCACCACCCGACACGGCCGGCAGUGCCAGGCGUGGAAUGCGACCUUUCCUCACAAGCCCUGGUAUACACCCAAGAGCCACCCUGGAGCUGGGCUAGAAGGUCACUCGUGCCGUAACCCCGACGGGGACCCAUGGGGGCCUUGGUGCUUCACCUCUGACCCCCUUCUUCCCUGGGACUACUGCAGCGUGGAAGCCUGUGAUGGACACGACCUACACAUACCCAAUACAUCCAUUGCUCUUCCUUCAAGGAAGCACAAUUGCGGCCUGAAGAAUCCAAGCCAAUCACUGCUGGUGCGCAUUGCAGGCGGAAGGCGCUCUCACUCGCCCUGGACCGUCAGCUUACGCAACCGGAAGAAGAAGCACUUCUGUGGAGGCAGCCUGGUGGAUGAACGAUGGGUGCUGAGUGCCCGCGACUGUUUCGUCUCUUGCCCCGGGAACAUGUCCGGGUUCGAGGCCUGGCUGGGCAUGGCGAAGGUGAAAGAGGGAACCCACGAGCGCAUGCAGGCCGUGCCGUUCUCGCACAUGUUCUGCGGACCGUACGGAUCCAAGCUGGUCAUGCUGAAGCUCUCCAAGCAGGUGCUGCUGAACGGUUCCGUGGCUACGAUCUGUCUGCCAGACUCCCACGAAGACCUAGAUCUCCAUGGUGAAUGUGAGAUCUCUGGCUUUGGAGAUACCCAAGGCACCGGUGAUGAAGGCUUCCUCAAGACGGCGUUCGUGUCAUUGGUCGAUGCCGAAAAGUGCGGACAGCAACACAACCGGCACAUCCGACAACGUGAGAUCUGUGCGGGAAAGGGGGACAGGAGCGGCGACGCCUGCGAGAAGGACUACGGAGGCCCGCUGGCCUGCGUAGACAACAACGAGCACUUUGUCCUGCAAGGGGUGAUGCCUCCGGCUCCUGGCUGUGGCUUGACCAACCUGCCUGGCGUCCACAUCCGUGUCUCCCACUACCUGCACUGGAUACACAAGAUCAUCCGCACAACAUGACUCGUCCCGCGCAUUCCCACUCGCUUCACGUUAAUGUCAAAAUGUUAUUAAAUUUUCCAUUACAGUACAAUCAUUUAACUUUCAUUUUUUUUACAACAUAAUAUUAA
Lethenteron reissneri (Far Eastern brook lamprey) is the source of this 2369-nucleotide messenger RNA. Its product is annotated as hepatocyte growth factor-like protein. NCBI's taxonomy places the organism in Eukaryota, Metazoa, Chordata, Hyperoartia, Petromyzontiformes, Petromyzontidae. Gene Ontology annotation, molecular function: serine-type endopeptidase activity; signaling receptor binding. Gene Ontology annotation, biological process: proteolysis. The record is from RefSeq and is a predicted model, not a curated record.